This is a messenger RNA of Quercus lobata, 768 nucleotides long. RefSeq lists its product as uncharacterized. The record is from RefSeq and is a predicted model, not a curated record. The coding region runs from base 1 to 768 and encodes 255 amino acids. Gene Ontology annotation, molecular function: RNA-DNA hybrid ribonuclease activity; nucleic acid binding. The transcript has a single exon. Lineage: Eukaryota; Viridiplantae; Streptophyta; Magnoliopsida; Fagales; Fagaceae.
AUGGUUGGCUGGAGGGCUUGUCAGGAGAUUUUGCCAACACGUUUAAACCUUACAAAGCGACGAAUUAUUCAUGAUAAUAUAUGUCCGAACUGCACCAAAUUUCCUGAGUUAACAGUACAUGCAUUAUGGGACUGUGGGGUCGCUGUGGAUGUGUGGGCUGGGAGUGCGCUGAAGUUACAGAAGUGUGCACAUGGCCAAGCUAAUAUGAUAGAGCUGAUGGAGUAUUUGUUGAGUAGACUUUCUGUGCAGGAGAUGGAGUUGUUCUUAGUUCAGGCGUGGAUAAUUUGGAAUCAACAAAACAAGUCGCUGCAUGGGGUAAAGCUUCAAGAUCCAAACAUGUUAUGUAAAAGAGCUGUGGAGUACCUGGAGGAAUUUCAGAAUUCUCAAGGAAAUUUGCGUGUUGAUGGUGUGGUGCAUUCAGUUGGUGACGUGUGGAAACCACCUCCAACUUUGGUCUUCAAAUUAAAUUUUGAUGCAACAGUGUUUUUGGAAGCUAAACAGACUGGGUUUGGUGCCAUUAUAAGGAAUGAUAAGGGUGAGGUUAUGGUAGGGAUGUCAGCAGGAGGACCCCCGGUGAGUAGCAGUGAAGAAGCGGAGUUGUUAGCAUGCAGGAAGGCAGUAGAGUUUGCCACUGAUGCUGGCUUUACUGAGCUUGUGAUCGAAGGAGAUAAUAGUAAUGUAAUGAAAGCUUUAUCUUCUUCUUUGGCUGAUCGGUCGCACUUAGGCAAUGUGGUGGAUGAUGUGCACAACUUAGUUUGUGGGCUGUAG